This is a messenger RNA of Neoarthrinium moseri, 345 nucleotides long. RefSeq lists its product as uncharacterized. Bases 1 to 345 code for a protein of 114 amino acids. The transcript has 2 exons. The record is from RefSeq and is a predicted model, not a curated record. Lineage: Eukaryota; Fungi; Ascomycota; Sordariomycetes; Amphisphaeriales; Apiosporaceae.
AUGGCCACUGAAGUUAGCAAGGCAACCUCUACCUGCUGCGGCAAGGCUUCCGGCGGCGAGUGCGUCUGCGCCCAGCAAGCCAAGUGCUCCUGCGGCAAGCAGUCGGCGCUUCACUGCACCUGCGAGAAGUCGGCCACCGAGAACACCGUCUCUGGUGCCCGCUGCUCGUGCCGUGCCCGCCCUGCCGGCCAGUGCAACUGCGAGAACGCAUCCAAGGAGAACAGCACCCCGACCGGCAACACCUGCUCAUGCGGUGCCCGUCCGGCUGAUGCUUGCACCUGCGAGAAGGCCGCGGGUGCGGGUGCCUCGAAUCCCAAUGAGAUCGACUUCACCACCAAGAAAUAG